AUGUCAAAUAGAAAAAGAACAUGUGAUGCCUGUGGGCAUAUAAUUGCAAAGCCUGUAGGAUAUACUGCAAAUAAUUUAUGCCUUCAUGUGAAUGGAAUCAAGGACUUUGAACAGCUCAUUGAAUUUAAGAAAUACUUUUCACACUUUGUUGAAUCUCAGCAUAAUAAGAUUCUUUCAUUUAAUUUUAUCAAUAGUUCACCUAGUUCUGUUAAAGAAAUACAAUUCUAUAAAUAUCUGAAAGAUGAAUAUUUUGAUAUAAAUGAAAGCUUUUCGAAGUUCUAUGAUAAUUAUGCAAAUAGUGUAGAUAGUCCUCUUAAUAAAAAUCAGAUUUCAAGGGCAUUAACAGCUUUAGGUUUAAAAACAGUAAUAAUGAGAAAGAAGCAUAAUGGCAAAUGGUGCUCUAUUGUAAUGAUAAAUGCAUCAGAGGAUGAAUUAUCAGAAAUCUUCCAAAAAAAUGGAAUUUGA
Messenger RNA from Entrophospora sp. SA101, 465 nucleotides. The record is from the annotation of a GenBank genome assembly. NCBI's taxonomy places the organism in Eukaryota, Fungi, Glomeromycota, Glomeromycetes, Entrophosporales, Entrophosporaceae.